This is a messenger RNA of Manihot esculenta (cassava), 1810 nucleotides long. Its product is annotated as probable glucuronoxylan glucuronosyltransferase F8H. Lineage: Eukaryota; Viridiplantae; Streptophyta; Magnoliopsida; Malpighiales; Euphorbiaceae. The transcript is spliced from 8 exons. Gene Ontology annotation, molecular function: glycosyltransferase activity. The record is from RefSeq and is a predicted model, not a curated record. The coding region runs from base 152 to 1534 and encodes 460 amino acids.
AAAAAAGAAAGCAAGUAAGCAACAAUGAUGAGCCUGCAUCUCCGGUGACAUUAUCAUAAGUUUCCGCCGAGCAAUCCCCCGAGCCCCGACCUUGUCCAUUGCAGUUGAGUAGUCUACUGACGAAAGCCAAUCUUCGCUCCAAAAUUAACUCAUGGGAAGCUUAAACAACAACAGACCUAGAACCUUCCCAGCUCACCACCAAGCCCCACUUUGCACCCGCAUCCACCAAAUCGGCGCCAUCCUCAUAGUCGCCGCCACCUUCUUCUUCACUCGCCUAUUCGACCAAUCAUUUCCCACCUGCAGUCCCUCCUCCAACCCCCACUUCACAUCCAAAUCACAGAGCCUCGUCCAUGUAACCGAUGACGGAUCUCUCUCCUGGCCUCAGCGAGGCUACGGGACCUACCUUUCCCUGAAGAUAUACGUCUACGAAGAGCACGAGAUUGACGGAUUGAAGGAGCUCCUUCGCGGCAGAGAAGGAAAAAUCUCCGCUGAUGCUUGCGUUAAGGGGCAGUGGGGCACUCAGGUUAAAAUACACAGGCUUCUUCUAAGAUCAAGAUUCAGAACGAGAAAGAAAGAGGAAGCUGAUUUCUUCUUCGUGCCGGCUUAUGUUAAAUGUGUUCGAAUGAUGGGAGGUCUUAAUGAUAAAGAGAUUAACCAGACUUAUGUCAAAGUUUUAAGUCAAAUGCCCUAUUUUAGACGAUCUGGAGGCCGUGACCAUGUAUUUGUCUUCCCCAGUGGUGCAGGAGCUCACUUGUUUAGAUCAUGGGCGACAUACAUAAAUCGUUCCAUAAUUCUUACUCCUGAGGGGGAUCGGACUGAUAAGAAAGAUACAAGUGCUUAUAAUACAUGGAAAGAUAUCAUCAUUCCUGGCAAUGUUGAAGAUGGGAUGACCAAAAGAGGAACUACUGCAGUUCAACCUCUGCCAUUGUCCAAGAGGAAGUACUUAGCAAAUUAUUUAGGUCGUGCUCAAGGAAAAAUUGGCCGUCUUAAAUUAAUAGAUCUUGCGAAGCAAUAUCCAGAUAAGUUAGAAUCUCCAGAAUUGAAGUUUAGUGGCCCUGACAAGCUUGGAAGGUUGGAAUAUUUUCAACAUCUGAGGAAUGCCAAAUUCUGCCUUGCUCCACGUGGAGAGUCUUCCUGGACACUUCGCUUUUACGAGUCCUUUUUUGUGGAGUGUGUCCCUGUUAUAUUAUCUGAUCAAGCAGAGUUACCUUUUCAAAAUGUAAUCGACUACACCUAUUUUUCAAUCAAAUGGCCAUCUACUCAAAUAGGUCAUGAACUUUUGGACUACCUAGAAUCAAUACCAGAUGAAGAUGUAGAAAGGAUGAUAGCCAGAGGGAGAAAUAUUAGGUGUUUAUGGGUAUAUGCCCCAGAAUCUGAGCUUUGUUCUGCGAUGCAAGGAAUAAUGUGGGAACUGCAAAGAAAGGUGAGGCAAUUACACCAAUCAGCUGAGACGUUCUGGUUGCACAAUCGAACUAUUGUGAACCGAAACUUGGUUGGAUUCUCUAGUUGGAAACCACCCAUGCCUUUGCCAUGAUUUUUCUUGGAAUUAGUUGGCUUAUGUAUAUCUGGUUAGUGAACAUCUUCAAUUAUUUUAUUUUGGCUAUAAUUGAUGCUAGUCUAUUGUCACUAAUUCAGAAUUUGUAGAACAAGUUCCUCAAUUUUUUUGUAGAAUUUAAUUUGUAUGUCAUGUACAGGCAUCCAGUUUGGGUACAAUAGAUAGAAAUUGUUACUGAUCACACUGGUGAUUGUAUUUUUGCCAAAUUACACGUUACAAAUUCAUUCCAUUGAGUCGUCUCUUUGGACUUUAUUA